AUGGCGCGGCCCAUACCGCACGCUGACUUGCGGCUCUUGCCGAAACAGGGCGACAAGGAGAAUAAACCUAAAGAUAGCCAAUCGUUUCUAGACAUCACAAUAGAUGGUAUUAAGAAUACAACUAGUAAGAACCUCUUACUAGGGACUGUUACGGGUUGGGCCGCGGGCGUGUCGGUCGUCCGAGUGGGCAGGAUCGCGGCGUUCGGGCUCGGGGGCGGCAUCAUCCUUCUUCACUUCGCCGCCGAGUUCGGCUACAUAAACGUAAACUGGGACAGAGUGAAGGAGACGGCGGGGGAGAGCCAGCAGUGGCUGGACAGAGUACUCCGCUUCGUCAAGAAGAACAACUGCUUCUCUGUCGGUUUCAUGGGCGGGUUCUUCUUCGGCGUGGCUUCCACAGCAUCAAAGUAUGGAGGGAAUCCCGACCGAGUGGUAAUUCUCCCCGUGAAACCAAUCCUGGAGCAGGAGCGGGCGCUACCACCGGAACCUAUUCCACCGAAACCUCCAGAACUCUAUCGACCUGACGAAAUCAUGUUUGAAAAACCCGUGUUUCCCAUCCCAACGAAACCUAUCCCACAUUCUCCAAAAAUCUCCCCAUCAUCGAUCCCAAAUCCCAAUCCAAGCGUUAUGACUCCAAAGCAAGUGGACGGGUACCCCAAUUUCGGAAGCUACCUUUACUCAAUACCAGGAUAUUCGGCGUUUCAACCUAUCAAUUCGGUUCAAUACCCGCCUAUUAUUCCAUCAACCAUGCCUCCUUCCAUACAGUCCGAAGUUUCGACUUCAGAUUACAUGCCAUUCCCAAAUAUGAAUAAAGAACCCCAUACGACACCUAUGGUUGAUGUUGAAACGACAGCUGACAUGGAACCAUCUAAAGAUCUACCAAAACAGCAGACAGACUUCGAGGAGCAAUUUACUCCCGAAAUAAUAACAGCUACUUCCAACACUGAGGUGACCAACCCACAAACGACAGAGUCUAAAAUGAGCAUCACAUCAUUAGCACAAGGAUCAGGUGCUACGGUCACGAUACCCUCACAAAUACCAAACAAAGAAUUCAAAAAGAAACCAGAACGGUUUAGUUUAAAAACGAGUAUACCCAUUAGUAAAAUAGAUAUGAAAUGUCAACAGAAUCCACAAGUGCUAUUGCAAAGAGCUAAUUUCGAUUCAAAAAACCUGCAAGCUCCUUCACGACUGUCAAACCAAAGUAAGAAAUGCAAAGAAGAUGUAGUAAAUGAAAGUAGUUCGUCGAAAGUGGUUGCAUUGAAAAGAAUGCACCAAGAGAAUUGCGACGAGAAUGAUUUCGAAAAUUUGAUAACUGAAAAUCAAAUAUAUGGUAAUAAGAUAGUCGUGAAGGAGAAAUCUCAAGGAACAUCGCAGGAACAAGAUUUGAAAACUAAAAAAGUGACUGAAAAGGUAACGACAACAAUAACUGAAACUAAGAACGUAGUUCUUCAACCAAAUUUUGUAUAUCUGAGUAAUGUUCAAUUUCCCAAUUUGAUGAUGAUUAAGAACAAUUCGAAAGUUACACAAACUUCCGAUUCUAAUAAACCAAAAUUAGCACCAAAGGAAAUAAAAAUUGCGCCCGAAAUUUCUACGCCCACUACUGUUGCUGCUACAGCAGUUGCCGUACCAGUAGCAAUCGCACCAGCAGCCGUGACACCAGCAACAAUAUGCACUGAAAAUAUUACAGAAGUCAAAUCUUCGAAACCCAGUACUGUAGUGAAUCAAGAAGUACAAGUAUUAAAAACGAGUAGCAAUGUGUUGCAAACUCUUCCUAACAUAACAAAGCCUGAUAUAGUAAUCCAAGCCAAUCCAACUGUUAUUGUUAGCCCACAAAUAGUUUACCAGGUACCCAUUACCACUAUCGUAGAUGCUGAAAAAGUAAAUCAACCAUUUAAAAAGCGAGACUAUCAGAAAUUUAUUGCACCGAAAAAGGAGGCCCCCAAAAAAUCUGACCAACGUAAAACGAAUGACAAAUUAUUUAUUGCUUGCCCUUACCAAAUGGAUUCAAAAUUACAGCCUAAAAUAGUUAUCACAAAUUUAAGACCGAAAAUAAGUAAAGUGGAAGAAGUUAGUUCUUUAGAUGAUUAUGAGAAACGAAAACGUUUAAGACGACUCAAAUAUUUGUCAAAUCGUGACAAUAAAGAAGUUAAAACUGAUGCCAAACCUGAACCCGCUAAGAAAGUGAUUGAAAAAACUGAAAUUCGUAACAAUAUAAUUACACCUGAUAAAGUCAAAAGUGAAAUAUACAAAGAGUUUGCAAAAAGCAAACUAGCGGCGCAUGAUGGUAGUAGUGACAGCGAUUCUGAUGAUUACGGUGAGGACAACUUGAAGGUGUAUGAAGAAAUUAUAGAAGAGUACGGCAUUAAAGAUGAUAGAGAAAAACGGAAAGUUGAAUUUAUGUCGCAUUUAAGACUAGCGACACUACAAGAUUAUAAAGUGAAAGACUUGGAGCUACAAGACAAGGUGUUAAGAAAUGACUCUGUGGCAGCUGCAUACGCUGCAGUGGGUCGCCUUGAUGUACUGCGCAACGUACCCGCCGAUGAAGAACCUAAAGAUGAAGAAAUGGAUGAAGACAAUCCUGUAUUUGACGUGCAACCGGAGAACAGAACAGCAAUGCAGAGGAAGAAGUUAUUUCUGUCGAAAUUAAAGUUAACCCAAGUCACGCAGAAAUACAAAGAAGGCUACGACAAAGUCUGGCAAGAAAUAUUAAAGGAAAGGAAACGUCGCCAUAGUAAUCCAGACUUGGAUGAUAACUGCAAGGAACCACGAUUGGGGUUCGAUCCUAAUUGUCAACUCAGAUUAUUAACAGAAAUCAAAAAGUGUGUCAAUGAUAAUAACAAUCUCAUCAAAAAGAGAUUAGACUCAACAUCGAAUGGAGAUUCGAACGAAGAAAGCAUUAAAGUGCUAGCAGAGAAGAAUUUCUCUGAACUGAACAGACUAUCAAAAAUGGCCGACACAAGUGUCAAACUGUUCAAAACACCGAACUCGAGAAAAAGAGACUUAAAUCCAGGAUUCGACAGCGAAAACAUUAAAAAUCCAAAUAUAAGAAUACAUCAACCAUAUGAAAACUAUCCUAAGAUUAAAAUUCCGAGUGUAGCGAAGAUAAUCUCUUUGAAAACGACUCAGGAAUGUCCGACUACAACAUCGACACAGGCGACAUCUAUGGAUGAGCCCCAGAAUUCAGCGGCAGGGGUGACAGAGGUUGUAGAGGAGACAGCGCCACCUGGGGUGACUCGUGACAUUGGUUGUCAAGUAGACGAGCCCACGUGGGCCGGGCUGGAGGCACUGGCGAAGAGUUACCGAGAGUACGAUGCAGUUCGCCGAAAAGAAAUAAUCGAGUUGCACAAACGCAACACUACACUCAAGAUAGAGGGCGCGCAUAUCACGAGGUCUGCAUCACGUGACUCGGACACGGCGCGCGCGCUGCUGGCUGAGCGACAGAACCUCUCCGUCGAAGAGAACAAACUACGCGUCUCGCUGAAGAAGAUACAACAGGCUAUUGAUGUUAUUAGGAACUAUUAG
Molecule: messenger RNA, 3519 nt
Organism: Spodoptera exigua (beet armyworm)
Lineage: Eukaryota; Metazoa; Arthropoda; Insecta; Lepidoptera; Noctuidae
Source: the annotation of a GenBank genome assembly